ACAAUUUCCCAGCACCUUCUCCUCUAUCUCUCCCGCUUAUAAAACCAACCAAACAUAUCUCCUUUCUCACUCCAUAACCAAAACAGGAAAAGCAAAAAAGGAAAAGAGAGAGAAGAAAAUAACAGAGGAGAAAACCUCCACCCCAUAUCUGAAAUGGAAGUGGCAAUUCCAGUACCAGCCACAGAUUUCCAUUUCGACAGCACCUGCUCUUCUCCCUACAUCAGUGCUCCCUCCUCUCCCAAAGCCUUCUCCUCUGUCUACUCCUAUUACAGCGCUCCCACCAGUCCCACUAGAUCCUCUACAAUUUACAGCGCUUUCGACGAUUGGGAAGAAAAAGCACCCACACCCGAAUCAAUCCAAAACACCCACAUGGAAGCUGAGGAUGACGAUGAAGACUAUGAUUUCGCCUUCGAUUUCAGCGGCCAGUUGGAGAAAGCCCCACUUACUGCCGCCGAAGAGCUCUUCGACCAAGGAAAGAUCAGACCUUUGAGACCUCCACCCAAAUUGCAGAACGAAGAAGCCCCAAAGAAGCCUGUUUUGUCGUCGGUGAAGAGCUUCUGCGACGCCCUAUCGCCGAAACAGAGGAAAAAUACAAACCCAUUUGCAACUGCAGCUGGAAAACCCCAGAAGGGGUUGGAAAGAGAGCGAGGGAGGGAAAGGGUCGCCGCUCCCAAUCUUUCGAGCUCCAGCCGAAGAGCAGCGAGAUCUCACUCCCCGUUUCGGGUUUCAGACCCGAAACCCGAACCAUCUUCUUUGAAGGGCGGUAGCAAGAAAUGGAGAUUGAAGGAUUUUCUGCUGUUCCGGAGCGCGUCGGAGGGAAGGGCGACAGACAAGGACCCGCUGAGGAAAUACGGAGUCUUGCCGAAGAAAGAGGAUGUGAAGAACUCGAGCUUCCGGUCGACCGACAGCAGCGGUUCGGGUGCCGGUUCAAGGAGGGGGCCGGUCUCGGCUCACGAACGGCAUUACACGGCGAAACGAGCUGUUUCGGAGGAAAUGAGGAGGAAAACGUUCUUACCGUACAGGCAGGGGCUGUUGGGUUGCUUGGGAUUCAAUCCAACGUUUCAUGGGCUUGCUAAGGGGUUUCAAUCGGUUACAGGUGUAUGACUAUUAUUGCGCCACGUGUAUGAUUUGGGAUGUUUUUGUUCGUUGUAGAAAAUGUCUUCCUGUGCUUGUUUUUUCAUUGUAAGUGUGAAGAAACCACAAGGGAAGAGAAGCAUAUUCAUUUAAUUUUCGUUUUGUAAUGACAUGAAUAUAAUGUUAUUUAUUUAUUUAUUU
This is a messenger RNA of Magnolia sinica, 1275 nucleotides long. RefSeq lists its product as uncharacterized. Bases 154 to 1104 code for a protein of 316 amino acids. The transcript has a single exon. The record is from RefSeq and is a predicted model, not a curated record. NCBI's taxonomy places the organism in Eukaryota, Viridiplantae, Streptophyta, Magnoliopsida, Magnoliales, Magnoliaceae.